UCUCGCGGUACUAAGAGUGUUCGACAUCGACAUGGCUAUAGGAUAUGACAAUUAGAGUUGUGCCUUAGUUUUAAAUCAUUUCACUUUCUAUAACAAGGUGGUUUUAGUGGUUUUGUUUUGUUAAAAUGAUGUUUAAGAGUGUUGUAUUUCUACUUGCUACCAUCAUUGUUGCGUCUGCUAAAGUAUCUCCUAAAGUAAAAUGUACUCCAAGCCAGAUGCGAGUGGAAGUGCCAAUCUCUUCCAACACAAUGGCAGUCUACAUUCAAGGUUUAAGAGAUUAUCCUGAUCCUGCGUGUAGACCUCACACUGACUCUUCAGGUACUUUAGCAGUCCUUGAGCUUGAUUUGCAAGAUGUUUAUAGAUGCGCUGUUACCAGAGCCAUCAACAAACAAACGGGUAAACAAAUUUACUAUCAAAGUCUGAUCAUCGAAAAUGUCGAAGCCGAUGGACAAACAAUUAAAGACACCCUUCAUGUGAAGUGCUCAAUAUACUCCAUAAAAAAUCACACCGUGUCCAAGAGAAACGUUUUACCAGCCGGAUUUCAAGAACCUGAAGAAAUAGAAAUUUUAACCACAAACGAAACGAUAGGUAGAGCUCCAGAACCUAUAUUAGGUGUUGGAGUUAGACAAGCCGGCAAAUUGGUCACUGGUGAGCUCAAUGUAUCUCCUGGUACGCCACUUCAAAUGGAAAUUUUCUUAGAUAAGGUGUCAGCGCCUAUAUAUGGUCUUCUAGUGACUCAUAUGCAAGUGACCGAUACGAAGACGCAAGAAGAAACUAUUAUUUAUAAUGGAUGUUCUGUAGAUCCUUAUCUUUUCGAAAACUUUAAUACUGAAGAUGGAGAUUUCUUGUCAGCGAAAUUUAGGGCUUUCAAGUUCCCAGAAUCUACAUAUGUCCAAUUUAAAGGAACCGUAAAUGUAUGCCUCGAUAAAUGCAAAGGGGUUGAAUGCAGUGAUGGUCAGAUUGGCUACGGAAGAAGAAAAAGAGCAAUUUCUGAAUUACCACCUGACCCAAAUAAGAUAUUCGAAAUCACCAUAACGUCCUUCAUUAAAGUAGGAUCUGAAAAUACUGUAGUCGAUACCAACAACGAAAAAAUAUACAAUAAUAAGAAGUUCAUAGUAGGGAACCAAAUGACUGAAAGAGAAAUUGUCAAAGAUAAAACUUUCUUUAAUGGAGAUCCAGUCCAGGAAGUCUUAGAGCUAAAAGAAGAAGAAAAAUACACAUCCAUUGUCGCCGAAAAUGGAUCAUCUGCCGCAAUAGUCCAAAUUUCAGUCCUUCUAUUAGGCCUUAUCCAAUUACUUUUGUAACUAAUUCCAAUUGCGCAGGCUCAAAAUUGUAAUUUUAAUUUGUAAAUAUGUCUGUGAUAAAAUGAAAAAAAAUUAAGUAAGAGUGAAUGUGAUCUACGAAAUACGAAUAGAUCUGCACGCUAUAGGAGUAUAAGCCAUUUCUCUUCUUCAACUAUUCUCAAUCGAAUAAACGAAUCUGCCAGGCGUUUUUAAACUAAUUUAUUUAAAAACUAGUUCUAAUAAAUUACAUAAAUUUACAAAUUUUGUUACCAUAAGACAAAUAACUUUAAAAGUAAUCGAAUAUUUUUACUUAUUGUAAAAUUUGCAUAUUUGGAAUAUAAAUAACAUGAUUUUAAAUAAAUGCAACGAAUAAAAGGAAACACAUAUACACAUCGCCAAGUUCCAAAUGAAAUAAUCUUUUCUUAUCUUUUUUCUUCUCAGAUUCCAUUUACCUUUUCAGGCGUCGGAAAAGGAUUCAUUUUCCUGCCUUUCUGUUCUCAAUAUUUUCAUAUCUUAUUGUCAUUUCUUUUUCGUUCUUAUUUCUUAAAUUGUUCUUGUUAUUUUGUCAGGCUUUAUUUUUACCAUGUGUCCAUACCAAUUUAGUUGUUUCUGAUCUAUUUUUUCUAUUAUUAGUUCUUAUUUUAUUAUUUUGUUAUUUUUCUAAUUUCCUCAUUUUAUUUCCAUUUUUAUUUCAAUUUUCUUGUUCGAAAUGCGCAUGCUUAUCUGUCGUGGACAUGUCGCCGAGAGGCUAUGCGAACAAAGCAUUUUAUAUAUGACGCAUGAGCAAAAAUUAACCUUGUAUAAAUUUUAUUAAAAAGUACUUUUUCUGAAAUAAUUAAAUUGCUAUUUGAAAAUUAUGGUAGUUUCAAAAAAUAUUUGGCGAUGUCUAUAUGGAGUGAUCCACAAAAAAUAUUUUUAAAGUAAGCCUUGGAAAAAAGUGACGUAUGUUUCAUGAUUCUUCUUUUUUUAAAGACAGUUUGAAUUUAAUCUAGAGGCAUGUAGUUACCACAUGACUCGUAUAUUUGUCUGUAAUGAAUGGCCAACUUUAGAAACAUUUUUUGUAUGUUAUAUUAUUCCAAAAUAAUAUGUAAUAACAGCUUGAAAUUUAGUUAAAACAUUAUUAAAUUACAUUUCUUUAUAAAUAAUAACGAUAUUUCAAUUUGGUGCUAUUUAGAAAUUAAAAAAAAAAUUCUGUUCUUAAUAAUAAUUGAACCUAGGUUCAAAUAAAUGACUUCUGGAAGACGAGCAACUGCCACAAACCAGUCAAUUAAUAAUAGGUAUAAUGAUUAUUACAAUUUUGAUCUGUAAAAGAUUGUACGAGGUCUGCUGCUAAAAUUUUGGGAAAGUGUCAAACAAAUUGUUUUUUAGUGUCUCACUGUCAAAAAAUCUCCUUAUUGAUUUUUCAGUACUUAUCCUUCAGGUCUAUAUACUUUUUCAUUAAACCGAACCAAUUUUCACUUUUAAGACCCAACUCAACUUUUUUUAGGUUAGAAAUCUUUAAAUUAUCGAUUUUUCAUUCGAAGUAAUACAAGACGCCACUUCAAAUUUGUAUCUCUUAAUGUCAACAAAUACGUAACACGAUGAGUUUAAUAAAAUUAGCACGGCUGCAAAUUUCUUAUCACCACCUUAGAUGGCGCCACCUCAUCGACAGUACAUUUUUAAAUCUUAACACAAGUUUCCUGAAAUAAUUAUACAAAACUAAAAAAGUGUAAUUCGCGUUUUAGCUUUUAAAUAUAAUAAAAAAUGAUGGAAAGUAUAUAACUUUAAGAAUGAUUCGACAAUUUUAAUUAUUUCAUACGAAUCUUCGAAAUAACCAAUCAGUAUUAACUGAUUUUUUUCAUGGUCACCUAUAUAGUGCUUUUCAGAUAAAAGUAUCCGCCUUAAGUUACUUUUGAACCACUGAUUAUUCC
This is a messenger RNA of Psylliodes chrysocephalus, 3193 nucleotides long. Lineage: Eukaryota; Metazoa; Arthropoda; Insecta; Coleoptera; Chrysomelidae. The record is from the annotation of a GenBank genome assembly.